AUGGUGCCCAUUACCAAGAAAUGCCGUGUUGUGCUGCACCAACUCUCUGAUGCUGCAGUCAGGAAGGGCAGAUGCAUAAAGCAGAGCCUCACUCAAGUGUCUCCUGGUGGCAGCAAAUUAAAGUUUGAAGCCUUGGUAAAGGUUGACCCUCCACCAGCCCUUGAAGUUUCCACUAUCUCCAUCAAAGAGGAGCCAGUGAAUGAAACUGAAGAAGUAUCCAUAAAAGAGGAGCCUGAGGAUGAAACUGAAGAAGUAUCUAUCAAAGAGGAGCCAGUGAAUGAAACUGAAGAAGUAUCCAUAAAAGAGGAGCCUGAGGAUAAAACUGAAGAAGUAUCUAUCAAAGAGGAGCCAUUGAAUGAAACUGAAGAAGUAUCCAUAAAAGAGGAGCCUGAGGAUGAAACUGAAGAAGUAUCCAUCAAAGAGGAACCAUUCUUAUAUGGAAGUGAGGUAGAUGGAGCUAAAAUGCAAAUGUUUAGCAAAACAUUUGAAGUUCCUGCACAGAUUUUCCUGAUGAAAAUUGACAGAAUGCUAUUUCUGUAAUCAAGUAUUCAAAUUAGGCAUCAGGAGACACAUCA
Hyalella azteca is the source of this 575-nucleotide messenger RNA. RefSeq names its product protein mel-28-like. The coding region runs from base 1 to 540 and encodes 179 amino acids. NCBI's taxonomy places the organism in Eukaryota, Metazoa, Arthropoda, Malacostraca, Amphipoda, Hyalellidae. The record is from RefSeq and is a predicted model, not a curated record. The transcript is spliced from 2 exons.